ACUCCAGUGGUGGGGCUGACUAUAACAAGUUGCCCGGAAGCCUUUCAUAUUAGGAGGACUUGAAGGAAUUUAGGGUUUUAUGAUAUCGAUUCACAAGUUCUGUAUGUUUUUGUGUCAUUUGAAGAAUCCUUUUUUUUUUUUUUGCGGGGGAGACCCCCAGCCAGCCCAUCCUUCACUACAUGACUGUUACACCCACAACUAUCUUCUAAGCGGUACUUACCGCUGAUCAAGAAAAACGAUGACUCAGUUUUUCCUUUCCAGACAGUUCGAACAAAAAUCUCGACAUUCGUAAAAAAAAUGACGACUUUAGACGAUAAACUACUUGGAUUGAAGACCCAAAACUAUGUAUCAAGCUCCGAGAGUGAAGGAGAAGACGACGACGAGAAGAGUUCAGGCGGAGAGGAUAGCAGAGACGAUAAAAUUGAUCUUGGCGAUAUAGCAGCACCACCAGAUUUUCGCUUGGAAGUUCCGAAGACAGGACCUAAAGGUGUUAUUCAAGAUUAUCGUCGUUAUAAGCAGCUUGAGACAGAGCAACGCAAAGAGAAAGAAAAAGAGAUGAGAUCUUUAGCACAGAAGUUUUCUGUUUCCUGUCAAAGUAGUCUUGAUGAUGAGAGAGAAAAAAAACUCCUUAAGGAACUAGAGCUUGACACCGAUGAAUUUAUUCAACAAUAUCACUUACAAAGAUUGCUGCAGCUGAAAGAAGAACAAGAACAGAGGCUUCACUUUAACAGACCCAAAUUUGGAAAAGUAAUCACACUACUGGACAAACAUCAGUUCCUUGAUGCUAUAGAUAAAGAAAAUCCAAGCGUGAUAGUGGUGGUUCAUCUUUAUAGUGAGGACCUUCAAAGCUGCAGGGCAAUGAAUGGCUGUCUCCAAUGUUUAGCUCAACAAUACUCUCUGGUUAAAUUCUGCAAGAUUAUUGCUCGAGAUACAGGAAUCAGCAGACAUUUUACUUCAGAAGGCCUUCCAGCAUUACUUGUUUACAAAAGUGGACAAAUCAUUGGAAAUUUUGUCAAGCUAGAAGACACCUUUGGACAAGACUUCUUUGCUGUAGAUGUAGAAAGCUUCUUAAUUGAGAAUGACAUUUUGACAGAGGAGUUAGAAUGCCAGUUAACUACAAGUGUGACAUCUAAAAAGGAAGAUAAUAGUGAUAGUGACUUGGAUCUAGAUUAAUUUGCUUACCUGCUAUAUACAGUGACAGGUGGAAGAAUUUUGUUUGUCAGUCAAAGUUCUUCCUUACUAAGCAGUCAGUAAGGGUGCUGCUUACAUGUACCAUUUGUCAAAAUAAACCACUUGGGAUGACGGUUGAAUAAUGGUAAAGGUUUUUUUCCAAAAUCAGCAAACCAACUGACUGAGAUGACAUUUACUAUUUACGAUUUGAUAUCUGGUGAUUGUUUUCGGCUGAUGAGAGACUGGAAACUGAAAACGUAGCAAAUGAUAAAGAAAUUUCCUCUGUUCUGUUCCAAAUGGAAAAAGACACAUGUACAACAUGUACCUCAGAUCUGGAGAUAGUCUAUAAUUUGCGAACAGAUUUUCCAGAAAAUUACCAUUCCAUUUGACUUUCAACUGAAAUUUUUGGAUUUUUGGCUAAAUGAUAAGCACCCUAAAUUCUUCUCAACUCUCCCCUCAUUGUGAGAAGACAGAACUUGAUCAUGUCUGUGGAUUAAAAAGAUGGUUAAACCAA
Orbicella faveolata is the source of this 1684-nucleotide messenger RNA. Its product is annotated as phosducin-like protein. Gene Ontology annotation, biological process: regulation of G protein-coupled receptor signaling pathway. The record is from RefSeq and is a predicted model, not a curated record. NCBI's taxonomy places the organism in Eukaryota, Metazoa, Cnidaria, Anthozoa, Scleractinia, Merulinidae.